Molecule: messenger RNA, 354 nt
Organism: Pipistrellus nathusii (Nathusius's pipistrelle)
Lineage: Eukaryota; Metazoa; Chordata; Mammalia; Chiroptera; Vespertilionidae
Source: the annotation of a GenBank genome assembly
AUGAGGACCCUCGUUCUCCUCGCUGCCCUUCUCCUUUUGGCUCUCAAGGCCCAGGCUCGGACCCUCGAAGAGACAGCUGAUCAGUUUCCCACUCAGGACCAGCCAGAGGCCAAGGACCUGGGAAAACUAUGGGCCGAGGACCAGGACCAGGCUGGGGACAGUGAUCAGGAUGUGGCCAUCUCCUUCACAGGAGAGGAACGCCCUGCUCGAGCUGCAGGACCUCCCAAAAUAACCAUAAAGAGGGUCUGCCAUUGCCGACGCAAGUGCCGAUUUUCCAUCUUCCCAAAGUUUUCUGAGCGUUUAUCUGGGGUGUGUAACAUCUUUGGUGUUCUAAGCAAGCUCUGCUGUCGCUGA